Spodoptera exigua (beet armyworm) is the source of this 972-nucleotide messenger RNA. The record is from the annotation of a GenBank genome assembly. Lineage: Eukaryota; Metazoa; Arthropoda; Insecta; Lepidoptera; Noctuidae.
GUGACAUUCGAAAGAGUCGCGCGAAGUGAGGUUAUCUUUGUUUACAAAACAGUUAUUAUUAAAAUUCCAAGCUGUCGGCCAAAAUAGAUUUGGAUAUGAGCUUACAAACUGACUUUGGCCCCGAUUCAGGGGGCCGAGUCAAAGGUCUUGUGAUAGUAAAACCUAUAGUAUACGGGAAUGUAGCCCGAUACUUUGGCAAAAAGCGUGAAGAAGAUGGCCACACUCACCAAUGGACUGUUUAUGUGAAACCCUAUGCCAACGAGGACAUGUCUGCUUACAUCAAGAAAGUCCACUUCAAAUUACAUGAGAGUUAUGCCAACCCUAACAGAAUAGUGACGAAACAACCGUACGAGCUGACUGAGACAGGCUGGGGAGAGUUCGAGAUUGUUAUAAAGAUCUACUUUCAUGAUCCCAAUGAAAGACCUGUAGCACUUUAUCACAUUUUGAAGCUCUUCCAGUCGCCCGUAGCCGAUGGUGCUCCGCCUGCAGUAGGUCGGGCACUGGUCAGUGAAUCCUAUGAAGAGAUAGUGUUCCAAGAACCGACACAGCUGAUGCAACAUUUACUGAACAGUGUUAAACCGAUCACCAAUGGACCUUGGACUCAUGAUACAGAUUUUGAAGAAAAGAAAGAAAAAACGUUACAGAAGAUAAUAGCAGCACAAACUAAAGUCCGGACAGAAAUAUCGGAACUUAAGGAGAAGCUACACUUGGCUAAAGAAACUAUUAAUAAGUUUAAAGAUGAAAUUGCGAAACUACAGAAUAGCAGUGGAGGUGGCAUGUUAACUGGUGUAUAGACUACUUUAUAAGACAGACCCUAUAAACAUUGCAAACCAUUAAAAUGAAUCGCUAAACCAUUAUUAUGUGCGUAAUUCCAAAAGUACUGGAUUGAAUCAGGUACUUGAUUAGUCAAAAACAUAUUAUUUCUACUUUUAUUAAAUAGCGAAAAAUAAUGACACUAUUAAUUUAAAUUAU